UCAAGCAAGCAGUAUAGCUUAGCUACAGCAGUAUCUUGUCUGAGCUUGGAAAAUAUUUGCGCCUUCGGCACAGGCAUUCUUUUCUUCUCUCGGUCUUCCUCUCGCUCUCUUUCUCCUCACAAAUCGUAAACACACAACCAAAAAACACCCCAAGAAGAAAACAUGAGCUGCUCUACUUCUACUACCACCAAGUCUCUUCGCAUUGUCGAGGAGCAAAAUACCGUCCAUGUCUUUGAUGCACUUAUCUCUGAUGAUCUCUGGUGCACUGGAGAGGAACACUACGAGAGCAGAAGAUCCCUGAAAGCACACACAAUCAAGCUCCGAAGAGAAGGCGUUGACCGCCUUGUCGAGAGCACCUUUGCCAACCCCGCCGCUGACACUCAAAAGUUGCUCAACGACUUCACUCGCCACUCAGACGGACGAGGAUUGGAACGCCUUACAUCCCAACAGCACUACGAAGAACGAAUGUCUCAGCGAGCCUUGGCAAUCAAGGCCAUCCUCAUGGGACAACAAGAAGCUCGGGAUCGUGGCCUUCAACUCUGCGACGUCACAGAACAACUUCGAGAACUCUCCUUGCGAUACUGCUGCACCGCCAAAAUCUUUGCUCGACGAAUGGGCAAGGCCGAUGAAUACGCUUGCUACAAGAAGAGCAAGAGCAUCUCAUGCGAUGUCAACAGCACCGGCAGCACUUCCAAGAAGUCCUCCAAGAGCAAAUCCAAGAAAGAAGCUUCCUCAUCCAAGAGCAGCAAGUCCAACAAAGGACAACUGUCUGCUUCUCUGGCAAAACAGUGCUCAAGUCGUCGCCUGGUAACAUCUGCUUCUGCAAGGUCGCUUGCCAUCGCUGCAUGAGCUCUUCCAUUGCUCCCUGCCUCCUUCGACCUCCACACCGCCCUCCUGUAAACUACUUUUUAAAAUGUACAAUAGACACACCUUUGGAC
Messenger RNA from Seminavis robusta, 938 nucleotides. Lineage: Eukaryota; Bacillariophyta; Bacillariophyceae; Naviculales; Naviculaceae. The record is from the annotation of a GenBank genome assembly.